GACUAAUGAAGAUGACAGUUAAUCGAAUAAGAGUUGUGGUCCUAGGCAGUGCACGCAGUGGAAAAUCAGCUGUGGUGGUUCGAUACCUAACAAAAAGAUAUAUCGGAGAGUACAGUUCAACUGGAGAUUUCCUAUAUCAGCAUCGUGUUUCUUUUGAUGGUGUAACAUCAGAAGUUGAGGUUUUGGAUACUUGUGGAUGUGCGAAACGUGGCUGUUUAGCGGAACAUCUUCGUUGGGGUGACGCCUUUGCAGUGGUUUACUCUGUGUGUGACCGACGCUCGUUCCUAGCCGCUGCAGAGUUGUUGGCACUUCUCGAACGGACGAGAUUGCCUGGUUGCGCUGCUGUCACUCUCCUCGGAAACAAAAGAGAUUUGGAACACGCUAGGGUGGUUAAGACAGAAGAAGGACAGGAGAUGUCAUUGCGUUUCGGGUGUCAGUUUUACGAAGUGUCAGCGGCGGAGUCGUCUGCUGGCGCUGCGUUGGCCUUCCACGCAUUAUUGCGGGAGGCACGCGCACUCGCUAUGCUGUUGCCUACUCCACGCCGCAAGCUCGCCGCUUAUUCUGUAUCUAAGGUAAUCGGUUCAAUCCUCGGUCUGAGCAACAAAAGCGUAAGAAAGAAACGACCAUCGCUCAGCAUAUGAUUCAUCGAAACGAUUAAAAUGUUGGUCUCGUUCACUCCUCGAAGGAGUUUGUUGCUUUUUCGCAAUUCGCGAAAACAUUUCUGAUGGAGUCGUGGAAUGAAGUCACGGUUGACUUGAAGCUGGAAUGAAAAGCAUUGAAUGCUAGCUUCACGGUUUUAGCGAUUUUAUAUACUUUUAUGGAUUUAAUUGUAUAUGCUAUAUUAGAAAAUUUUACUCACGAUGUGAUCCCUAGUAUUAAAAAAGGGGAUUUUCCUGUUAUUAUUAGAUAAAUUAAUAUUGUAGUCUAUAAUUUUACAUCAAAUAUCUUGGUUUUU
Molecule: messenger RNA, 955 nt
Organism: Melitaea cinxia (Glanville fritillary)
Lineage: Eukaryota; Metazoa; Arthropoda; Insecta; Lepidoptera; Nymphalidae
Product: ras-related and estrogen-regulated growth inhibitor-like protein
Exons: 6
Coding region: 6-641 (211 amino acids)
Molecular function (GO): GTPase activity; GTP binding
Source: RefSeq, a predicted model, not a curated record